ACGCCCUCUCCGCCGUUCUGGGUCCAGAAGUCGUCGGCGCAGCUCGGAGCCGCACAGUGGACGUUGUUCUCCGUCUCCUCUGGACGCGUCAGGGUUUUCCAACAUGGUCUGUGGCGGGUUCACCUGUUCUAAGAACGCCCUCUGCGCCCUGAAUGUUGUGUACAUGCUGGUGGGGCUCCUGCUGAUCGCAGUCGCAGCAUGGGGGAAGGGAUUCGGCCUGGUGUCCAGCAUCCACAUCAUCGGCGGCGUCAUCGCGCUGGGCGUCUUCCUGCUGCUCAUCGCCAUGGUGGGACUGGUCGGCGCCAUACACCACCACCAAGUCAUGCUCUUCUUUUACAUGGUGAUCCUCUUCAUCGUCUUCCUCUUCCAGUUUGGAGUCUCCUGUUCCUGCCUGGCGAUGAACCGAGGCCAGCAGGUGGUUCUGCUCAACUCCACCUGGGGCAUGUUGGAGAACACCACCAAGACGGACCUGGAGAGCCAGCUGAACUGCUGCGGCCUGCUCAACGUCACCAACAGCCUGCAGCAGUUCAAGGCUGACGUGGACGGCUGUCGCGCUCCGUGCAAAAAUCUAGGAAACUGUACGAGCUGCGGGGAUCUGAUGCUGAAUCAUGCAACGGAGGCUCUGAAGAUCCUGGGAGGCGUCGGGCUCUUCUUCAGCUUCUCAGAGAUCCUGGGGGUGUGGCUCGCCGUGCGCUACAGGAACCAGAAGGACCCGCGGGCGAACCCCAGCGCUUUCCUAUAGUCUGUCCAUCACGCCCCGCCGCAGACACUUUCUCCCCUCCUGACACACACACACAAUAACAACAACAACAACGCACACGACGGACGAGCGCACUCCACACCUGAGAAACAAAAACACACGACCGACCCGGACACUGGGACCCCCCCCCCCCCCCUCAGACCUGGACACUCGUGCAUGAACGGCUGACUGGUGACGCCGGCGAGUUUCACUGGUUCAGCCUGGAUUUGAGUCCCAGAGGCUCUGGACUGGAGCCGCUAGGAAAGUCUGGAUGGAUUUCUGCAUGUGCACCGCAUUAAAAAACAAAAAAAACACACAACCCCCCCCUCCAUAUGCACCUUAACACGUUCCUGUCGUCUCUAGCUUAGCGCCGCCCUCCGCUGUGCGUCUGUAACGAGGAGCGACGAGGCGCUGCGGGCGGUGAGGUAGUUUGUUGGAGUUUAGGGUUUAGAUUUUAGGACGCUAGCCGUUUGUUUAGUUUGAGGUGUUUGUGAACUGUAACUGAGCCAGCUAACUUAUCGACGCGCCACAGACUGCAGCCUCCAUGUUGUACAUAUUCCUAUUUAAGCUACUGUAGCUCGUUGGAUUUUACAGAAGUAGCGUGUGUGUCUCCCCCCCCCUGGUUCUGCUACAAGCUGCAGGACAGGAAGCGUUUUCGUGUGCCAUUAUGUUUCAGGAGAAGAGAUAAAAAAAAAAAAAUAAUAGUUUAGGUUUUUUUUAUUAUUAUUAUUGUGUUAAUUGUGAUAAUGUGCUCCUUGUUGCAAUUUUAAAACCUUUAAAAACAACGGCUCUUUGUCAGAGCUGCGUUCCUUUGUGUUGCCAUCAAUUUUUUUUGUGUUCAUCAGUGUUAAAAAAAAGAUAUAUACGAAUAAUGCUUGUUAAAUAUUUUUAGGAUCUAUUUAAGUUUAGUGCACAUUAUGCAGGUGUUUAAUAGUUUUUCUCUGUGUUUGACAUUUGCUGCUCACGCCUUGUUGAUCUCUCUCUUCUGCGUUGAUUUUAACUCGGAGGACGAAGCUGAGCUCUAACGAAACGUCUUACUUGAACCUGUCGUCUUUGCUGAUGUGGAUUUCCUGCUGCUGGUUUGGACUCCUUGGUGUAAAAAUUCGGACCGAUCUUAACGCCAUAUAUUCCACGCAUUCACUUUGAAUCUGUGUGCACUUGUUAUUGAAAUGUAUGAAUUUUUGAGACUUAAUUUUCCAAAUAAUAAAACGUCAAAUUGGAAAACUU
Messenger RNA from Fundulus heteroclitus (mummichog), 1966 nucleotides. RefSeq names its product tetraspanin 31 (gene tspan31). The transcript is spliced from 6 exons. NCBI's taxonomy places the organism in Eukaryota, Metazoa, Chordata, Actinopteri, Cyprinodontiformes, Fundulidae. The coding region runs from base 104 to 742 and encodes 212 amino acids. Gene Ontology annotation, cellular component: membrane. The record is from RefSeq and is a predicted model, not a curated record.